CGCCCCCGAACACGAUAUUUUAGGCGCCGGCGAUGAGCUUCUGGGAGGCGGAGCCGCUGGUUCUGCGUGCGCCAGUGCUACUGCAGCGGCCGGCGGCUCGAGCGUCAAGCCCGUCGCCCUGCUUCCCUCCGACAACCCCGACGCCACAGUCUGCCUACCCCCCGUACGGAGUUGGCGGUGGCAGUGGCGAGUCCGCAGCCGGCGGUGUGGGACCAGUUCAAGGAGGGGGUGGGGAUCAUGGAGGGGAGCUGCGGGAGGAGGUGGAGAUCAAGAAGAGACUGCUGGUCCAUGCCCGUGAGAAUGGGAAUGGACAUGGCCAUGUCAAUGGAGGAGAAGCAGAGGAGGACAAUGGGAAGGGCCCAAGGUUGCUGAAGAGUAGCAGCAGCCGCACAAGAGUAUCUGAAGAUUCUGAACAUGCAAGAAAAUCUGCAGGAGUAAACAAUUUCUUUUAGUAGAUAUUGCAAGUGUUUGUUCUGAACAUGUACUCUUACUGAAGAUAUUGCAAGUGUUCUGAACAUGUACUCUUACUUUGCUUGGAGUAAUUAACUGGACAUCUUGAAGUACUCCAAUUAUGAAUUAUUUGCAGAAAUUCAGUGAAGUACUGUACUCGAGUGUGCAUUAAUUACAUAAACUUGCUUGCUGUUAACUGUUGUAGCAUUAGGAGUAGUUUUACUGCAGUACUGCUUGAACUACUCCAAGCAUUAGGAGUACUGUAAAUGGAGUGCUUGCAUUAGGAGUAGCAAGUGCAGUAGUAGCCCUAAAUCCAGUAGCUGCAAUAAUGAAACCUUUUCAAAUAAAAAUGAUCAUACAAAUGGAGUAAAAAUAACUUUUUAGUUAAUUUAAAUUAACUGAAGCUUUUCUAGUUAAUGAAAAUGAACUGAAACCUUUUCUGUUAAUUAGGGAGGACAACAGUAGUAUAGCACUGCAGCAGGAGUACUUUGUUUUAGAGUAUUAACUGAAACUUUUUCAGUUAAUUAGUAGUAGUAAGCAAGAUGAUUUCCAGUAGCAAUUCCAGUACCAAUUCCUUAGAUUUAAAUUAACUGGAGUAGUAUAGCACUUGCUCUCUCUUCUUCUCUUGUAGUAGAGGAAGAGGAGCAGCUGACAUGAUGAGAUGCAGAGAUAGUUCAUCAUGCCCAUCACUUUGUUCAAGUGCCAUGUAUGUUCUUCAGAGAACAUGGCUAAU
Triticum urartu is the source of this 1183-nucleotide messenger RNA. Lineage: Eukaryota; Viridiplantae; Streptophyta; Magnoliopsida; Poales; Poaceae. The record is from RefSeq and is a predicted model, not a curated record.